UUUUCUCUUUAUAAGCCCCGCAGUGCCCGGAUGUGCAUGGAUUACAAUGUAUCUUUCAGGGAAACCUAUUAUUAUCAAUGUGACUCCACGGGGGAGUCAAUGGUGAUGAUGAUGGUGAUGAUGAUGAUGAUGAUGAGAAAUCUCUAAACUUGGAACAAGUUUAAGACUUUAUAGGAGACGAAGAAAAAAACCAACCAACAAGAUUUGUUUGAGGAAAAUUAUUAACUAUUCUGUUUACAUAUUUUUUUAAAGGAACAAUAAGGAAAGGGGAGAAAAAAGUUGGUGGAUUUUUCUUUUUUUUUCUUUUUUUUUGGUGGGUGUGGGUGAAAUUUUCUUGAAGUUCUUUUAUGGUGGAAAAUGCAAAAAUCAGAGCCAGGUGCAUGAUCUUGUGAUCUGUGGAAUAUCCCUGGAGCAGGACUGAGUACCAGUUAAAAAGUACUUUUUGGGGGAUACACAUGUGAGAUACUAAGCACUUGCAGAAGAUUUUCUCUUUUUCAAAAGUCUCUUUCCUUGGAAUAUUGUGAGAAUAUUUGUGGCCAUUUAAGGUUUGUGUGAUUUUGCUAAAAUGCAUCACCAACAGCGAAUGGCUGCCUUAGGGACGGACAAAGAGCUGAGUGAUUUACUGGAUUUCAGUGCGAUGUUUUCACCUCCCGUGAGCAGUGGGAAAAAUGGACCAACUUCUUUGGCAAGUGGACAUUUUACUGGCUCAAAUGUAGAAGACAGAACUAGCUCAGGGUCCUGGGGGAAUGGAGGACAUCCAAGUCCAUCCAGGAACUAUGGAGAUGGGACCCACUAUGAACAUAUGACCAGCAGGGACCUUGGAUCACAUGACAAUCUUUCUCCUCCUUUUGUCAAUUCCAGAAUACAAAGUAAAACAGAAAGGGGUUCAUACUCGUCUUAUGGGAGAGAAUCAAACUUACAGGGUUGCCACCAGCAAAGUCUCCUUGGAAGUGACAUGGAUAUGGGCAAUCCAGGAGCUCUCUCACCAUCCAAACCUGGUUCCCAGUACUAUCAGUAUUCUAGCAAUAACCCCCGGAGGAGGCCUCUUCAUAGUAGUGCCAUGGAGGUACAAACAAAGAAAGUUCGAAAAGUUCCUCCGGGUUUGCCAUCUUCAGUUUAUGCCCCGUCAGCGAGCACUGCCGACUACAAUAGGGAUUCACCAGGUUAUCCAUCUUCAAAACCAGCAGCCAGCACUUUUCCUAGCUCCUUCUUCAUGCAAGAUGGCCAUCACAGCAGUGACCCUUGGAGCUCCUCCAGUGGGAUGAAUCAGCCUGGCUACGGAGGAAUGUUGGGCAAUUCUUCUCAUAUUCCACAGUCUAGCAGCUACUGCAGCUUGCAUCCACAUGAACGUUUGAGUUAUCCUUCACACUCCUCAGCAGACAUCAAUUCUAGUCUUCCUCCGAUGUCCACUUUCCAUCGUAGUGGUACAAACCAUUACAGCGCCUCUUCCUGCACACCACCUGCUAAUGGAACAGACAGUAUAAUGGCAAAUAGAGGAAGUGGUGCAGCAGGCAGUUCACAGACCGGCGAUGCUCUGGGGAAAGCACUUGCUUCGAUCUAUUCUCCAGAUCACACUAACAACAGCUUUUCAUCAAAUCCUUCAACUCCUGUUGGCUCUCCUCCUUCUCUCUCAGCAGGCACAGCUGUUUGGUCUAGAAAUGGAGGACAGGCAUCAUCAUCUCCUAAUUAUGAAGGACCAUUACAUUCUUUGCAAAGCCGAAUUGAAGAUCGCUUGGAAAGACUGGAUGAUGCCAUUCAUGUUCUCCGGAACCAUGCGGUUGGGCCUUCAACAGCUAUGUCUAGUGGUCAUAGUGAUAUGCAUGGAUUAAUAGGACCUUCUCAUAAUGGUGCCAUGGGUGGUCUUGGAUCAGGAUAUGGGACAGGUCUUCUUUCAGCCAACAGGCAUUCACUCAUGGUCGGUGCCCAUCGGGAAGAUGGUGUGGCUCUAAGAGGCAGCCAUUCUCUUGUGCCAAACCAGGUUCCAGUCCCACAACUCCCGGUUCAGUCGGCUACUUCCCCUGACUUGAACCCUCCCCAAGAUCCAUACAGGGGCAUGCCAGCUGGAUUGCAGGGGCAGAGUGUAUCCUCAGGUAGCUCUGAGAUCAAAUCUGAUGAUGAGGGAGAUGAAAACCUGCAAGACACAAAAUCUUCUGAGGACAAGAAAUUAGACGACGACAAGAAGGAUAUCAAAUCAAUUACUAGGUCAAGAUCUAGCAAUAAUGAUGAUGAAGACCUUACACCAGAGCAGAAGGCCGAGCGUGAAAAAGAAAGGAGGAUGGCCAACAAUGCCCGUGAGCGCCUGCGUGUGCGUGACAUUAAUGAGGCUUUCAAGGAGCUGGGCCGGAUGGUACAACUCCAUCUGAAGAGUGACAAGCCCCAGACAAAACUCCUGAUCCUCCACCAGGCUGUGGCUGUCAUUCUCAGCUUAGAGCAGCAAGUGCGAGAAAGGAAUCUGAAUCCUAAAGCAGCAUGCCUGAAAAGAAGGGAAGAAGAAAAAGUAUCUUCAGAGCCUCCUCCACUUUCGUUGGCCGGACCUCACCCUGGAAUGGGAGAUGCAUCAAAUCAUAUGGGACAGAUGUGAAAUGGUCCAAGUUGCCACAUUUCUUCAUUAAAACAAGAGACCACUUCUUAACAGCUGUAUUAUCUUAAACCUACAUAAACACUUCUCCUUAAUCCCCUUUUUUGUAAUAUAAGACAAGUCUGAGUAGUUAUGAAUCACAGACGCAAGAGAUUUCAGCAUUCCCGAUUAUCAAAAAACAAAAAACAAAAAAAAAGUGCAACUUGAGGGACGACUCUCUUUAACAUAUCAUUCAGAAUGUUUAAAGCAGAAUGUUGCGAGCUGUGGCACGCAGCCCAGAGACUGAAUGGCAAUCUUCUCCACACUGUGGAACAAUGCAUUUGUGCCUAAACUUCUUUUGGAAAAAAAAAAAUAUAAUUAAUUUGUAAGUCUGAAAAAAUAUUUAAUUUAAAAAUUGUAAACUUGCAAUAAUGAAAAAGUGUACUUCUGAAGAAAACUACAUGAACGUUUUUGUUGGUGUUGUAGUCAGCUAGUGUUUCUACUUACUGGAUAUUGAAGGGGGAGCUUUGCUGCCCUAGUUACAAAACCAGCAAACGUCCUAAUGAAAAUGAAGUGAUGACAUUAGCCAUUCCUUAGGGUAGGAGGAACAGAUGGAUCUUAUAGACCUAUGACAAAUAUAUAUAUAUAAAUAUAUAUAUAAAUAUAUAUUAAAAAUUUAGUGAAUAUGG
This is a messenger RNA of Vombatus ursinus (common wombat), 3246 nucleotides long. It is a transcript of the gene TCF4, whose product is annotated as transcription factor 4. Gene Ontology annotation, biological process: regulation of transcription by RNA polymerase II. The transcript has 20 exons. Bases 566 to 2581 code for a protein of 671 amino acids. Gene Ontology annotation, molecular function: protein dimerization activity; DNA-binding transcription factor activity, RNA polymerase II-specific; RNA polymerase II cis-regulatory region sequence-specific DNA binding. Gene Ontology annotation, cellular component: transcription regulator complex. The record is from RefSeq and is a predicted model, not a curated record. Lineage: Eukaryota; Metazoa; Chordata; Mammalia; Diprotodontia; Vombatidae.